Messenger RNA from Anopheles aquasalis, 1046 nucleotides. RefSeq names its product SUMO peptidase family member deneddylase 1 (gene Den1). Gene Ontology annotation, molecular function: cysteine-type peptidase activity; deNEDDylase activity. The record is from RefSeq and is a predicted model, not a curated record. Gene Ontology annotation, biological process: protein deneddylation; proteolysis. Lineage: Eukaryota; Metazoa; Arthropoda; Insecta; Diptera; Culicidae.
UUGAUUUUCCGCGACUCGGCGCGCCAAGGCGCAACAUUUUGUGGAAAAAGGAAAACUGUUUUAUACGUAAAAGGAAAGCCCAUUCCGAACCACUUCUCCCGGUUCCGGUCGCGCUUCGCGUGUGAAAAAUGUGCGCCCAACGGCAAAGUGAGGACGUGAUUGCGUUAAAUUUUCACGAAUCGUGCUUGCGCUUAUCGGAUGUGGAGCUAUUAAAGGGUCCACACUGGCUCAACGAUCAAAUAAUUUCGUUCUACUUCGAGUACCUUGAGAAGCGGGUAUUUGAAAGCGAACCGGACCUCCUGUUCGUCAGCCCGGAAGUGACGCAGUGCAUCCGUAUGGUGUCCCGGGAGGAAGUGGGCAUUUUUCUCGAUCCCCUCCGUGCCACCGAACGGGCGUUCGUGUUCUUUGCCCUCAACGAUAACCAGGCCGCCGAUCGGGCCGGCGGUACACACUGGAGUCUUCUGGUGUUCUCUCGACCCGAGAAAGCGUUCUACCAUUUCGAUUCGUCACACAACGCGAACGUCGAUUCCGCGCGCCAGCUGGUCUCGGUACUGGCCCGGCCACUUCGCUGCCCCGAUGCUCAGCUACGCACCGGCGAUUGCCUCCAGCAAAGCAACGGCUACGACUGUGGCAUUCACGUCCUCUGCACCGUGGAUGUGGUUACGAAACAGAUACGAAAAAGUGGCCAAGUGGCGGGAGUUCGCAGCGCACGGUACGACGUGAUACGUUCCAAGCGGGAUUUGCUUCUAGAAACCAUCGUUCAGCUGGGCGGAAGAAUUAAGUAGCACCAACGGGAGGACAACAAACAGAAACCCAACAAACAUCAUUGUGAUUAAUGUAGUCGUUCGGACACGAGGCAAAGACACCAAACCGGAGGGAGGGCCACGACGAUUACGAUCCUUCUCCACUUUAUUGUAAUUCCAAGUCGAAUGUAGAUGCUCCGUGUAGAUGCUACUGGCUGUCCUGUCCUGUGUAUCGCAUCAAUCCCGUGACAUAAAAUUUCUUAGUAUAUUUUAAUAAAAAAAAAACCGAGCAAAAUACAUCUA